CAGCGUUACUGUAUCAGCUUGGCUUAAUCAAGGUUGAUGUAGUUGAAGUGUAGCUGAUCCAGUGACAGCUUGACGGAGAUCAGUGACGCGAGCGCGUUCACCUUCACGCGGAUCAUCAACAGCACCAUGGCGUCUGCGACGAGAAUCAUCCAGAGACUGAGGAACUAUCUGUCCGGGCAAGAUCUCCAGUCUAAACUACAACUGCGAUACACUGAAAUCGCAAAGAGGACUCAAGCGCCUCCCAAACUCCCUGUUGGACCCAGCCAUAAGUUUGCAAAUAACUACUACUGUCAGAGAGAUGGACGGCGGGAGUCUGUUCCAGCAACAGUGGUCAUGUCUUCUCAGAAAACCAUAACAGCUGGAAGUUCCAGUGAUGCUUCUGGAAAACCCAAAGUGCCGGUUAUACCUGGACCCCAGCUAAAGGAACUUCCACUGAGCGCUGACUAGAUUUAGGGCUCUAAUCUAAGCCACUGUUAUUAUAUUUAAUAAACGUGUGUAUAACUCAUAAUGUGUAUAUAACAGAAACAUGGUCUGUGCGUGUUCUUUUCAUUUCAGGAUUAAUGGAGGAAUGUUUAUGUGACAGUUAGAUUUGUUCUUCAUCAAGUGUACUUUUCAAUAAAAUCAAACACAUAAAUUAUAUAAUAAAGUUGGUUUCAAGCUAAAAA
Molecule: messenger RNA, 665 nt
Organism: Triplophysa rosa
Lineage: Eukaryota; Metazoa; Chordata; Actinopteri; Cypriniformes; Nemacheilidae
Gene: ndufa7
Product: NADH:ubiquinone oxidoreductase subunit A7
Exons: 4
Coding region: 127-447 (106 amino acids)
Biological process (GO): mitochondrial electron transport, NADH to ubiquinone; ATP synthesis coupled electron transport
Cellular component (GO): mitochondrial inner membrane
Source: RefSeq, a predicted model, not a curated record